GUCUCCCAAAUUCAUUCACACAAUCAGACAUAAUAUUCAGACAUGUCGACUGCCUAUGGAUUUGAGUGCAAGCCUGGAGUGACCACAUUUGAAGGCCUACCGGAGCGCAUCAUACUGUUAAAGACUGGACUGGAGGUCGAGUUUGACGUAUACCGGGACGACACGGACUUUCGGGACAUGUAUACGAUAUGGGAGGAGAUUGUGGACGAGGGGAAGACCUACCCGCAGGACACCACUACCGAGGAGUCCUUCCGCGGAUACUUCCUGUCCCACAAUUGCUUUGUGUUUCGGUUGGUCGACACGAGCCGCACAAUCGGAGGCUUUUAUAUCAAACCUAACUUUCCCGGUCGGAGCGCACACUUAGCCAACUGCGGUCUAGCCGUCAAAAUGGAGUACCGGAGCCACGGGUUGGGCCACUAUAUGAUGGAAAGAGUCAUAAAAUACGCCAAGUUAAUCGGUUACGAGGCCCUGUAUACGAACCUG
Molecule: messenger RNA, 483 nt
Organism: Oppiella nova
Lineage: Eukaryota; Metazoa; Arthropoda; Arachnida; Sarcoptiformes; Oppiidae
Source: the annotation of a GenBank genome assembly